AUGAACACAGCUGACGCAGCAAUGAAAAAAUCCUGCAAGCCCGCGAUGCUGGGGCGCGUGUGGCAUGCCAGUAGGCGCGCUCUGAACCUCGAGCACUCCCCACCGCACCAGUUCGCGUGUUGCCAAUGGCAGACCGGACACAGGCCCGCAACACUAUAUCUCACAUACAGAUGGUUGCUGUUCCUCUCAGUAGUAUCGAUAGCGGCAGCGAGUUUCGCGUGCCAGCGCCUGCCGCGGCUCUACCAGGGGCCCCGAGUGGAGUUGAACUACUUCAAAUGGUUUAUAUACUUCACGAACUGGGGGUUUCUGCUUAUCGCAGUUCAGGCGGGCCUAGCGCUGGCGGUCGUAUACAGAUAUCGAGCGGAGAAAACUUUGGGCAUGACAAGCGACGAUGACGAAAUUCAGCUACCACGGCGCCAGAAAACACCAAUGCUGUGCCGCUUGUACUGGCUAGCCCACAUAGUGGCCACCGACCUGGCCUUUGUUAUCACACUCGUCUAUUGGACUCUAGUCCAUGAUCCGAGGAUACACGAGAUCAACACGCUGAACAUCCUGGUCCACGGCGGCAACUCGGCGGUGAUGCUCUGCGAACUGGCGCUGACCGCUCAUCCCGUGCGGGCGGCGCACGCGCUAUACGGUGCCGGGGCGGGGCUGGCUUACGGCCUUUUCAGCGCCCUCUACUGGGCACUGGGUGGCACUGACCGCCUCGGCCUGCCCGCCAUCUACCCCUCACUCGACUGGAAUAAGCCGGGUUCUGCCUUCGCAUUCGUGGCGCUUUGCGCGGUCGUGAUGAUGUUCGCCCAUGGAGUCGCGACAUUCCUGGCAGCCCUGCGGGGGCGGCUGGCAUCGCGGCUCCGCCCCGCCAGCUCACACUCGGACAGGCUUGCGUUGCCGACGCAU
Iphiclides podalirius (scarce swallowtail) is the source of this 900-nucleotide messenger RNA. The record is from the annotation of a GenBank genome assembly. Lineage: Eukaryota; Metazoa; Arthropoda; Insecta; Lepidoptera; Papilionidae.